This is a messenger RNA of Seriola aureovittata, 630 nucleotides long. RefSeq names its product crystallin, gamma MX, like 2 (gene crygmxl2). NCBI's taxonomy places the organism in Eukaryota, Metazoa, Chordata, Actinopteri, Carangiformes, Carangidae. Gene Ontology annotation, biological process: lens development in camera-type eye; visual perception. The record is from RefSeq and is a predicted model, not a curated record. The transcript has 3 exons. The coding region runs from base 1 to 630 and encodes 209 amino acids. Gene Ontology annotation, molecular function: structural constituent of eye lens.
AUGGGAAAGGGAGAGCAGUGUCCCCUGCAGUCUGUUCAUGUGUAUCACAGCCAGACAGUCUAUAUAAAACUUAACCUUAACUUGAGUGAUACAUGCCUCUCUCCCCUUUUCAAGAUAAUCUUCUACGAAGGCCGCAACUUCCAGGGACGCCACUGGGAGUGCAACAGUGACUGCAUGGACACUUUCAGGCACUUCAACUGCUGUAAUUCCAUCCGUGUCAGCGGUGGUCACUGGGUGGCCUAUGAGAAGCCUUACUACAUGGGUUACCAGUACAUCCUCAGUCCUGGCGAUUACCCUGACUACCGCUGCUGGAUGGGCUUCAACAACUGCGUCCGCUCCUGCCAGAUGUUCCCCCCUGUAAGAUCCUACAAGAUGAGGAUCUACAACAGGCCCGACAUGACGGGACACACAAUGGAGUUCAUGGAUGACUGCCCCAACGUGCAUGAGCGCUUCCGCUUCCGUGACAUUUACUCCUGCAACAUCAUGGAGGGUUACUGGAUCUUCUACGAGCACCCCAACUACAGGGGACGCCAGUAUUUCUUGCGCCCUGGAGAGUACAGGGCCUGUGGUGAUUGGGGCUGCCACAACCCCAUGGUGGGCUCAUUCAGAAGGAUGAGGACAAUGAUGUAA